AUGGCAAGCAAAAAUUAUAUGUCUUUUUUCGAAGAAAAGAAACGAGCUCGACAGUUAGCUCAAGGAUUUGAGCAAAUAAGAAGUGCAAGAGAUGAGAUCAAACAAAAAAUUGAGGAAAUAACAAAGUGGAUCGAUAUCGGUUGGAAAAAGCUGCAUGAAAUUGAACAUGAAGUGGAUAGAGAUUCUGUAUAUUCUGCGCAGAAAUUAGAGGAGAUUAACAGCUAUUUAAAUACUGCAACGGGAUACAAGCGAUCGAAUAUUAGGGCAAAAUUGAAGAGAAAAAAGCCGAGAAAGGAAGGAAAUCAGUUAAAACGCAGUAAAAAUGAAUUAGAACUUCAAAAGUCUGAAGAAGAGAUGUAUGAGACGAUUGUGCAAGAAGUAGUUCCUUACUUUUCACUAGUCGCAUUAAUUAAAACUAGUAAAAUUAUUUUAUCACCACAUCUUGGCAGUGGAUAA
Messenger RNA from Thelazia callipaeda (thelaziosis nematode), 456 nucleotides. NCBI's taxonomy places the organism in Eukaryota, Metazoa, Nematoda, Chromadorea, Rhabditida, Thelaziidae. The record is from the annotation of a GenBank genome assembly.